UCGAGGGGGGAGAGCGCGCGUGCUCGAAGCCAAAGAGCAUCUGCUUCAAAGCGCAGCGCGCACGCGCAAGGGGAGGAUGCAGCCUGUGUUCAGACAACAGCCGCGGCGCUGAGGAGGAGACGCGAGCGGCACCGACAAUAGCAUCUCACCGGGACCAGAACUCCCGGUGUCCGGGCUGCAGCUCCCACCGGGCCGGGCCGAACCUCCUCCGUCCCCCGUCCCCCCCUCCAGCGCGGUUAUCCCCGGGAGUGGAGAGGAGGGAGGAUGAAGAAAAGCAACCAAAGCAGGCGGGGCAUCCAGGACUCCGGUCCGCUCGCCGCCCAGCAGCCGGAGAAGGCGGGCUGGAUCCGGAAGUUCUGCGGCCGGGGGAUUUUCAGGGAGCUGUGGCGGAGCCGGUACGUGGUGCUGAAAGGGGAUCACCUCUACAUCUCGGAUAAGGAGGUUAAAGAUGAGAGGAAAGCCCAGGAAGUGUUUGACCUGGCCGAUUACGAGCGCUCAGAGGAGCUGAGGAAGGCGAAGAGUCGGAGCAAGAAAAACCACAGUCGCUUCACGCUGCUGCGCUGCAAACAGCGAGGAAACACGGUUCCUAACCUGGUGUUUCUGGCUGUGAGUCCGGAGGAGAAGGAGUCUUGGAUCAACACCCUGAAUGUGGCUAUAAUCAAAGCCAAGAACAGAGUUUUGGACGAGGUGACCAUUGAGGAGGACAGUGCUCUGGAUCAUCUCACCAGAGACCGAGCGAAGAUCCCCCACAGCCGGCGGCUGCCGACCAGAGGGCACCUCAUGGCCGUGGCCUCCACCUCCUCCCAUGGCAUGCUGACUCUUGACCUGGUUGCAGAGGAGGAUGGCUUCUGCCUCGACUACGAUGACGACGAGUCCUGGGAGGAUAGCUUCCGGGUCGACCUGCAGAAAGAGGGCUCCGGAGGAGGGGUGGGUGGCCGACAACGAGCUGGCACCGACGUCUCGAAGCUGCGGGUGACACCCAAAGAGCCCAAAGUGAAGACGGGGAGCCUGCCGAGAGGCAGCGAGCUCUCCUGGGGUAAACAGUCCCACCUGGAGGCCCCCAAAGUCCAUAAGACCCAGCAAGUCCAGGUCCUUCAGGCUCAGUCUCGCACGCCGCAGCCAGGCAAGAGGUUCAGCAUGCAGGGUCGGAGUCGCUGUGCCUCCAUGGAUGAAGUCCUCUCCUCCAGACCUGCAAUGAUUCGGUCAGAGUUUCGCUCGGCUCUUCGUCGCUGUCCGACUGAGGAAGAGGCCGGCAGCGGGACCUCGGCCCAGCCGGUCGGCCAGCUGCAGAGCCUCAUCGCUCAGAGGAUGCAGAGAGCCCAGGAGCUGCUGGAGGAAAUGAGACUGCAGGAGCUGCAGAAGGCCAAAGCUGAAAGGGAACGAGGAGGCAGCUCCACGUACCUGAAGGGCAUCAACUCCCCUCGACUUCACCACCUCAGGGGCUCCGACUCUCCCCAUUCCAGCAGGUCGUCGGGGUCUCCGAGGAGCAGGAGCAGCGACUCGCCUCGUCUCCGGGGCAAGGACUCGCCUCGCCUGAGAGGAAGGGAGUCUCCUCGAUCCAAAGCCAAGAAGAACCGCUCCAAAGCCACCGACUCGCCUCGCUCCCGAGGAUCUCCGUCUCCCGCUGCCAAAGCCGCCGACUCCCCCCGCCUGAGAGACUCGCCCCGUCUCAGCGGCUCCCCCCGAUCCAAGAGCUCCGACGCGCCAAAACCGAAGGCAUCAUCGGCGGCCGGCUCCAACAGAAAGGACGACUCUCCUCAGAAGAAGCCUCCGGAAACGCCUCCGUGCUUGAACAGAUCCGUCUCCUGCCAGGAGAAAGGAGCCGAUUCGUUGCAGGGCAGCGAAACCGACUCCCCCCGCGCCGGCGGCAUUAAGGAGGGUCAGCAAGGUCGGAGCUCCCCGGGCCUGUCCAGGUCCUUCGACUCGGCUCUGCCCAGAACCCCCGACAAGCACCGCCUGUCUCCUCCUCCUCCGCUCGUGCCGCCCGAAGAGGACGCGGAGGUGGAGAGGCGGCGCGCCGAGGCCGAGCGGCUGCUGGAGGAGGCUGUGUCGUCCUGGAAAGAGGCGCAGGAGGUCCUGCAGGAGGUGAAGGAGCUGCAGAGCCAGACGCUGAGGCGGCAGCGCAGGAGGACCUACGAGAAGAUGACAACGUCGGCCGCAGCAGCCUCGCAGCCUUCGCCCGCCUCGGCAGACGCAGCCGCGGAGGAGGACGACACGCCCGCCUCCCCGACGUCACCGGAGGACGACGACGGAUCCGAGACGCCCUGACGACGACGGACAUCCGUUUCCCCGCGUCGGCGUUUUUUGUCGAGGGCCGUGGCAGCGUUACCCUGCAUGCUUAUGCACAAAAAGAAACUACCAAGGUUUACACAAUUUCUACAUUUUUGAUCCUAUUUCCUAAAAAGAUUUCCAGACGUUUUAUCGAUCAGGGCCACAGGAUGCACGAUUCAUGUGGAUUAUUUAACAAAAA
Fundulus heteroclitus (mummichog) is the source of this 2470-nucleotide messenger RNA. RefSeq names its product pleckstrin homology domain-containing family O member 1-A. Lineage: Eukaryota; Metazoa; Chordata; Actinopteri; Cyprinodontiformes; Fundulidae. Gene Ontology annotation, cellular component: ruffle membrane; muscle cell projection membrane. The transcript is spliced from 10 exons. The coding region runs from base 265 to 2268 and encodes 667 amino acids. The record is from RefSeq and is a predicted model, not a curated record. Gene Ontology annotation, biological process: regulation of myoblast fusion.